AUGAAGUAUUCAUGGAAAGUUAUAUGUGAAACCCUCCGAAUUUCACCCACGGCAAUGGGAGGAUUCAAGGAAGUGAUCAUGGAGUUCAACUACAAAGGAUACACCAUUCCAAGAGGAUGGAAGAUUCAUUGGAGCACCAAUGUCACGCAUUGGAAUCCGGAAUAUUUUCCAGAUCCUAAAAAGUUUGAUCCUUCAAGGUUUGAAGGGGACGGGCCAGCUCCUUAUACGUACGUGCCAUUUGGUGGAGGCACCCAUAUGUGUCCUGGAAUCGACUAUACAAAGUUUGCAAUACUAGUUUUCCUUCACAACGUAUUGACAACUUCAGUUGGGGAAAAGAUGAUACAUUCCCUAUCCAAGAAAUAGUGUAGUGAAAAUUUAUCUUUACUUUUUUAAGCUAUUUGCCGAAAUGCUAAUGUGCAUUUCGUUCAACCAUUUCCAAUUAUGCCGCCUCAUUUUCGAUUGAG
Oldenlandia corymbosa var. corymbosa is the source of this 464-nucleotide messenger RNA. NCBI's taxonomy places the organism in Eukaryota, Viridiplantae, Streptophyta, Magnoliopsida, Gentianales, Rubiaceae. The record is from the annotation of a GenBank genome assembly.